Seriola dumerili (greater amberjack) is the source of this 3713-nucleotide messenger RNA. RefSeq names its product cell wall protein RBR3-like (gene batf2). Lineage: Eukaryota; Metazoa; Chordata; Actinopteri; Carangiformes; Carangidae. The record is from RefSeq and is a predicted model, not a curated record. Gene Ontology annotation, molecular function: DNA-binding transcription factor activity, RNA polymerase II-specific; RNA polymerase II cis-regulatory region sequence-specific DNA binding. Bases 315 to 1679 code for a protein of 454 amino acids. The transcript has 3 exons. Gene Ontology annotation, cellular component: nucleus. Gene Ontology annotation, biological process: regulation of transcription by RNA polymerase II.
AAAACCCACCAGACACGCCGUCUUACAGCUUCACUUCAGGCAACACACUUAGGCUACAGAAUCAACAAGUCACCAAGCAACCACCGGGCAUUAGUGUGCACUACGGAAUUUGCAUGUUUACCAGCUUACAUUCCCCUUUCCAUCCAGGGUCAUUUGUAGUUCAGUCUUAGCUGCAGCGAAAAUCUGAACGUCAGUGCUUUCACUGGAUGGGCACGAUGCUCGGUUGAAGAUUUAUCCUGCCAGUGGAAAAGCAGUCACCCAUCCGACCGGCCAGCCAGCCAGCGUGCUGCGUCGGAGAGAGAGGAGGGGAAGAGAUGUCCCCGUUAUUCAUGGACACCGGGUACGAUCCCAACAGCCCAGGCUCCCUGUCAGCUGAGGAGAGCAACAGCAACACAGCUGGAUCGGAGAGAGAAGGAGAGGGACAACAGGUGGGAGGCACAGGGAGAAAAAGACGAGAGAAGAACAGAGACGCGGCAAGGAAGACCCGCCGUAAACAAACAGAGAGAGCGGACCAACUUCAUGAGGAGCUUCAGUCUCUGGAGCGGACAAACUCAACCCUGCAAAAGGAGAUCACGGUGUUGAAAAAAGACCUCCACCGCUACAUGACAGCUCUGGCGCAUCAUGAACCUUAUUGCUGCCUGAGAGCUUCUGGGUCCAGCUCCAGCUCAACAAGCCGCCUUUCAGUUUCCCCCUCAGCCAAGUGUCAGACCAGUUCCAGCCCUCCUAAGGUUGCUCCUCAGACCUCAAGCUCCACUUUGGCUACUGCCCCUUCAAUCUCUACCUCCUUAACCUCCAGCCAGGGUCUUCAGACUCUUGGCUGUGUUGAAAAUUCUCAUCCCUCACCUUCAGCUUCUGCCCCAACAGCUACAACACUAUCCUCGUCUUCUGGCUCGUCUACUGAACUUGGCAUGGCCUCCUCCUCCAGCCCCGUGACUGUUCCUUAUUCAGUCUCAUUUUCCGCUCUCCCAGCGCCUCACUCUUUGUUUAGUGAAGAGCCUCCAAUCAACUCAAGGCCGACAAAUGUUACGCCUGUCUGCACUGCCCUUGUUUCAACCCAUAAUCCCUCUAGUACCCUCACCACAGCUGCUCAGCCUCAAUCUGGGCAAGACACCAUCCACAAAACCUCUUCAGUGCCAGCGAAUGCGUGUUUCAAUACGCUUCAUUCUGACACUCUGGAUGCGUUUUUAAUGAACCAAACAUCUUUUCUAACUGCGUCAUCUAAUGUGGUGCCACCUUACUCCCGUUUGGCGGGAGAAAAUGAAAGUCUAUUAACGCAAGGUUAUUCCAUGAAUGUGCCCCAGCAUCAUCCAGGUCAGUACAGUGGAAAUCCAAACAAUUCAACUCCGCUGUGUUCUCUUUUACCUUCAACUCUUCAAGAUCCUGCUCUUCAGUCCCUUACAGUCUCACCUAAGGCCAACUUGGAGCCGUCUCCUGCCCCCGCCUUUGCUUUAAAGCCAAGUUACAGACAACAAAUGACUCCCAAUCCUGUGUCUCUGCUCUCCCUCCUCACUGUCCCGAGCCCUCUGGACAUCUCUCAGACCACCUCCAACAGUUCUGACGAACUUAUCUCUCAACCUCCGCCCUCACUGACACUAUUGGCUGAUCCCACAAGCGACCUUUCCCUUUCUGAGUUGCUAGAGGUCAAUGAUUGGAUCCUAAGCGGGACUAGUGAUCAGUAGCAUUACAUGAGACACGGCAGAAGAGGACCAGCGUCCUUACAUCAAAAUGUUUUGAACUAUUUAACUGAACUCUGAUGAUUUAGGACUCAGACUGUGUCCAAAAAGAUCUGCUGUUUAGCUUGUUGGGAGUCAAAAUAUGAUGCAGACCAGCUAAAGCAACAGCUGUAAACUGCAAGGUUUUACAGACAGAUUUUCACAGCUGGCAUUAAGUUGGUACUUAUUCAUGGAAAACUGGCAUCAAUGGCCAAACAAAAUGUCUGGGCUGUUGCUGUUAUUCAGCUUUUUUGCUUCUUCUUAAAGGGAUACUACAGUGAUUUAGUAUUGUACUUUUAUAAGGUUAAGAGAUGGAACAAUGGCCAAAACUGAAGCAGCACAGGCCCAGUAUCCUGAUGUUUAGUUCCUAGUAUGGGUUAAGUUCCAACAAUGCUCAAUCCUACAUUUCCCAUAAUGCUCCCCAACAGAAUGUUCUAUUACACCCUCCAAGCCUGGGGAAAUAAACAAUACUUUUCAAACCCUGUGCCUCCAAUUUGUAACACAGGCUUUCUGAUAUAAAUUUGAUUCGACCAAGUUCCUAAUGACACAGAAGACAUUAUACAAAUGUUUCCACAAACUGAGUAACAGUCCCCGUGAUUAGUAAAUUGUUGUCUACAUCUGAAAUCGGUGGAGUUUCCCUUUCAUAACAGCAAAGAACCCAGACGACUUUGUAAAAGCCAAGCUAAGGUUUCAGAGACUGGAGUCACAUACUUGUUUUACUCCUUAUCUGCAGCUGCUAAAACCUCUCACUUUGUUGGACAACGGGCCAAAACUUUGUACAGUAACUGAGCGACUUUUGAGUGCAAGCCAUUCUAGUUGUAAUGUGACCCAACUAAAAUCCAGCAGUGGAAACUUUUUCACAGCUUUGAAUAUGUAAAAGACAUUUAGUUAUUCAUAGCCAGUUAUUCCUGAAUGAGUGAUUCAGCUUUGGAAACUUAAUUCAAAUGUAAUUUUAGACAGGGUGGGGUGGACACUUCCUUCUAACUUAAUGGAAAUGUCAUGCAAAAGUCUUAAGGAGAAAUUUUUUGCUUGGAACUGCAGUUUUUUUUUUUUACCAUGUUGAAAGUACAUAAUAAAACACACACUCUCCUCACAGUCUAAUAUAUUUUGCUGCUACUGAUGAUCAAUUCGCUGUUUGUUCAUUGUUAUCUGUAGUAUUUAUCUGUUGUCUGCUGCUCUAUCUGCUUAUCUGCUGGUGUCAAAGUGCAUAUUCUGAAACAAAUUUGUGCUUAACUAAAUAACCACAAGUAAGGACCCUAUCCUUACUUGCAGUAAUUACAUGACCAAAACCAGCUAAAUGUGUAUUCAAAAAAAAAUCACAUAUUUUUGGACUUGUAGUAAUGUUGAGUUUCACCAGUCUGUUUUACAAACUGAGCUGGUUUCACAGGCAGUACACCAGCGGCAGGCCUGUACUGAUCUGUCAGGGAAAAUGAGUAAACAGCAGCAUGAGCUGAGGAGGUUGUCAGGGACGGCUUCAUUAAGCAUGGCGAUGGUGAUGAGGGUUAUCAAGGGAGACACAGGUCUGGUGGUCCACCAAAAUCCUCACCCCCGAGAGUCUAAACCUAUGAUGAGAAAUUGUUGUAUGAUUGAUAUUUCUCUCAAUUCAAUUAUUGAGAGAAAUAAAUUCAUUUUUCCUUUUCAUUCCCCGUAACUGAUUAUAAGAGGACAAAGGCUGCUAAAAUCUGUUAUAGGAACUACUGCUUUAAAGAAAUGGAUUUUAUUUUUCUUUAUUUUUAGCUGUGCUUAUGCACUGUGAUUGUAUUACAAUGACGAGUUUGGUUUUUCAGAUGAUUUAUGUAAUCGAUCUGCUUUUUACAUAGUAUCUCUAUAGUAAUGUUGGAAAUAGGUGAUAGAAGCUUGUGAUUUAGACUGAGAGUUAUGUGUGUGUGUGUGUGUGUGUGUGUGUGUGUGUGUGUGUGUGUGUGUUAUGACCAUUUUGUAUUUAUCAUGCAUUAGAUUAAUAUAUUUAUGCUAUAAAACGGAUUGCAAUAAAACAUUAAU